AUGGUGGAAAGUGUUGGUGAUGAUGAGCAUAAGAAGAAGAAGGAGGUUAAGAGUCUGGCAUUCUUGAAACUGUUGAGCUAUGCUGACAUGGUGGAUUGGAUUCUGAUGGGUUUGGGAAGUGUUGGUUCCAUUGUGCAUGGCAUGGCACUUCCUGUGGGGUAUCUGUUGUUGGGAAAAGCUCUUGAUGCUUUCGGAAACAAUAUUGAAGACAUAGAUGCCAUGGUUAAGGCUCUUAAAAAGAUUGUUCCAUUUGUCUGGUAUAUGGCCAUAGCCACAUUUCCUGCUGGGGUACUUGAAAUUGGUUGUUGGAUGUAUGCAAGUGAAAGACAGUUAUUGCGGCUAAGAUUAGCAUAUCUGAGAGCAGUUCUUAACCAAGAGAUAGGAGCUUUUGAUACAGAGCUAACAACUGGGAAAGUCAUCAGUGGAAUAAGCAACCACAUGAGUGUCAUACAAGAUGCCAUUGGUGAGAAGUUGGGUCACUUCACCUCUAGCUGUGCAACUUUCUUUGCUGGAAUUGUGAUUGCUGCAAUAUGCUGUUGGGAAGUGGCGCUUUUAUGUUUAGUGGUUGUCCCACUUAUUCUUAUAAUUGGGGCAACUUACACCAAGAAAAUGAACAACAUAUCAACCACCAAAAUGCUUUUCCAUUCUGAAGCUACAUCUAUGAUAGAGCAGACAAUAUCACAAAUAAAAACAGUUUAUGCUUUUGUUGGAGAGAGCUCCGAAAUCAAAUCCUUUACAGAGAACAUGGAUAAGCAAUAUAUUAUAAGCAAAGGGGAGGCACUUGUGAAAGGAGUUGGAACAGGGAUGUUGCAAACAGUGAGUUUCUGUUCUUGGGCUUUCAUUGUAUGGGUUGGAGCUGUUGUGGUCAGAGCAGGAAGAGCAACAGGAGGAGACAUAAUAGCUGCAGUGAUGAGUAUUCUCUUUGGUGCCAUAUCACUCACUUAUGCAGCACCAGACAUGCAAGUAUUCAAUCAGGCAAAAGCUGCAGGAUAUGAAGUUUUCCAAGUGAUCCAAAGAAAGCCUCUGAUAAGUAAUGAAUCAGAAGGGAAGAUGCCUAGCAGAAUCAAAGGUGACAUUGUCUUUCAAGAUGUUCACUUUUCCUACCCAUCACGCCCAGACAAACCAAUCCUUCAAGGACUGUCCUUGUCCAUUCCAGCUGGAAAAACAGUAGCAUUGGUUGGUAGCAGUGGCUGUGGAAAGAGCACUGUUAUUUCCCUGGUUAACAGAUUUUAUGAUCCCUCAAGAGGAGUUAUCUUUAUUGAUGGUCAGAAUAUCAAGGAUCUUAAUCUGAAGUUCCUUCGACGAAACAUAGGGGCCGUUUCCCAAGAGCCAUCACUCUUUGCAGGCACCAUCGAGGAUAACUUGAAAGUGGGGAAAAUGGACGCAGAUGAUCAAGAGAUUCAGAAGGCAGCUGUAAUGUCAAAUGCACACUCUUUCAUAUCUCAGCUGCCUAAUCAGUACCUGACCGAGAAAGCUUCAUAA
Messenger RNA from Vigna angularis (adzuki bean), 1482 nucleotides. RefSeq names its product ABC transporter B family member 1-like. The record is from RefSeq and is a predicted model, not a curated record. The coding region runs from base 1 to 1482 and encodes 493 amino acids. The transcript has 8 exons. Gene Ontology annotation, biological process: transmembrane transport. Lineage: Eukaryota; Viridiplantae; Streptophyta; Magnoliopsida; Fabales; Fabaceae. Gene Ontology annotation, cellular component: membrane. Gene Ontology annotation, molecular function: ATP binding; ATP hydrolysis activity; ABC-type transporter activity.